UUUACCCCAUCAGCACUCCUCUCUCUGCUCUCUCUUGUUGACCACCACCACUAUAUCUAUCGCUACUUAAAUAAAUAUGGCUUUCUCGUUCAAAGAUCAGACGUUCAUCAUCACCGGCGCGGGAGGAGGGAUUGGUCACGCAUACUCCCUAUUCUUUGCAUCUCGCGGCGCCAAUGUAGUCGUCAACGAUCUCUCCAAAGAGGCCGCCCAAAAGGUAGUUGAUGAGAUCACUAAGUCCGGAGGCAAAGCCGUUGCCGAUACGCACAGUGUGCUCGAAGGCGAAGGCAUUGUCAAGACCGCGCUGGAUACGUUUGGGAAAGUUCAUGUCUUGAUCAAUAACGCUGGUAUUCUCAGAGAUAAGAGCUUUAAGAAUAUGUCUGAUGCUGAAUGGGACCUCGUCAUUGCAGUUCACAUGUUUGGUGCAUUUUCCUGUUCUAAAGCAGUCUGGCCGCACUUCCGGGCGCAGAAGUUCGGAAGGAUCAUCAACACUGCCUCUGCCGCUGGGCUGUAUGGAAACUUAGGUCAGGCGAACUACAGCGCCGCUAAGAUGGGAUUAGUGGCUUUUACUAAGACGCUUGCUAUUGAAGGUGCAAAGUACAACAUUCGCGCCUCGUGUAUCGCACCUAUGGCUGCCUCUGCAAUGACCGAAACAAUCAUGCCUCCGGAAAUGCUGCAACAUCUUAACCCGUCUUUCAUCGCUCCGUUGAUCGCCGUCCUAACGCACCCAGACGGGCCCAACGCAUCGGGGAAGGUCUUUGAAGCUGGUGCAGGCUGGAUGGGAGAGAUCAGGUGGGAGAGAAGCAAGGGCGCGGUGUUCAAGACAGACGACACGUUCACACCCAGUGCUGUCAAGGAACGAUGGCAUGAAGUCACCUCCUUUGAUACGGCGGAAUACCCUAUGACUAUGGCAGACACCGACAUGAUGGGUGUCCUUAAACAAUCUAAGACCCUUCCACCAAACAAGCAGUCCGAGCUUCCGGUUCGCUUCGAUGGUAAAGCCUGUAUCGUCACUGGUGCUGGGGGUGGCAUUGGUCGUGCAUAUUCACACAUGUUCGGCAAACUCGGGGGACAGGUGGUCGUCAACGAUGUCAACGCACAGGCAGCCCAGAAAGUUGUCGACGAGAUCAAGACUGCUGGCGGGAAAGCCAUCGCUGUGGCUUGUUCCGUCGAAGAGGGGGACAAGAUCGCGAAGGCUGCCAUGGACGCUUUCGGCAGGAUCGAUGUCUUGAUUGCCAAUGCUGGUAUCCUUCGUGACAAGAGCUUCACUGCGAUGUCCCAGCGCGAGUGGGACGACGUUAUCAAGGUGCAUCUGAAGGGCACGUACGCGUGUGCCAAGGCCGUCUGGCCCAUCUUCCAGAAGCAACGAUAUGGCCGUAUUAUCACCACUGCUUCUCAAGUUGGCAUUUAUGGCAACUUCGGUCAGGCGAACUAUUCAGCCGCGAAGGCAGCUAUCCUCGGUCUCACGCGUACUCUCGCUAUUGAAGGAUCUAGGUACGGCAUCCUUUGCAACACGCUCGCGCCAUCAGCUGGUACGGCGAUGACGAGCACUAUUUGGCCGGCCGAAAUGGUCGAGAUGUUCAAGCCUGAUUUCGUUGCGCCUGUCGUCGGCUACCUAGUCAGCGAAGCCAACACCGAAACUACUGGCUGCCUUUUCGAAGUGUUCGGCGGAUGCGCUACACAGACUCGCUGGCAGCGCGCUGGGGGUCAUGGAUUCCCUUCUAACAGAACUCUGAAGCCGGAAGAUGUUUUGUCCAAGUGGAAUGUCAUCACGAACUUUGAUGAUGGCCGCGCUACCCAUCCCACUUCCACCCAGGAAGCCAUCCAGCAGAUUGUCGACAACUUCCACAACACAGGGGACAGCUCCUCGCCUUCUGCGGCAGACGAUGACGAUCCCGAGGUCGUCAGAGAGGCGAAGAAUAAUGCCACUGAGCCUUGUGAAUACACAUACACGGAUCGCGAUGUCAUCCUAUACAACCUUGGCGUCGGCGCAACCGCGGAGGAGCUCAAAUGGACCUUUGAAGGUGAUGAUGAAUUCCAGGCUCUACUCACGUUUGGUGUCAUCCCUGGAUUUGCUUCUAGCAGCGGAAUGUCCCUUGAUUUCCUGCCGAAUUUCAACCCCGCUAAGUUGUUGCAUGGCGAGCAAUACCUCUCGAUCAAGGCGCCUAUCCCGACUAGUGGAACGCUUAUCAGUACGACUCGCCUACUAGAGGCUCUCGACAAGAGCAAGCAGGCUGCUGUGACAACAGUUACGGAGACCAAGGAUGCAAGCACAGGCAAGGUUAUAUUCGAGACGCAGAGCACGGCAAUCAUCCGAGGAUCAGGCGGUUUUGGUGGUCAGAAGAGAGGAAAAGACCGUGGGGCAGCAACCGCUUCCAACACCCCACCCAAGCGACAACCGGAUGCCGUUGUGGAAGAGCGCACAUCUCCAAAUCAGGCCGCCUUGUAUCGUUUGUCCGGCGACUACAAUCCGCUUCACAUUCAGCCAGAGUUUGCGGCGAUCGGCGGUUUUGACAGACCUAUUCUUCAUGGACUGUGUUUCUUCGGGAUUUCCGGCAAACACGUAUUGAAGACGUUCGGUGCAUUCAAGGAUAUCAAAGUUCGUUUCUCUGGCUCGGUAUACCCUGGCGAGACGUUGAUUACGGAGAUGUGGAAAGAGGGCGACAAGGUCAUCUUCCAGACCAAGGUGAAGGAGCGGGGUGCGACGGUCAUGUCCGCUGCUGGCGCCACCUUGGUGGGCACCGACGAGCUGAAAGCCAAGUUGUAGCACAGUAGUUUUGUAGCAUAAGCGGUCAUAUGGAUGGGUAGGAGGACAAAAAUCAUGAGUUCAUC
Messenger RNA from Dacryopinax primogenitus, 2829 nucleotides. RefSeq names its product peroxisomal hydratase-dehydrogenase-epimerase. Gene Ontology annotation, molecular function: oxidoreductase activity. The coding region runs from base 77 to 2764 and encodes 895 amino acids. NCBI's taxonomy places the organism in Eukaryota, Fungi, Basidiomycota, Dacrymycetes, Dacrymycetales, Dacrymycetaceae. The record is from RefSeq and is a predicted model, not a curated record. The transcript has 9 exons.